This is a messenger RNA of Colletotrichum siamense, 3165 nucleotides long. It is a transcript of the gene SEC, whose product is annotated as putative UDP-N-acetylglucosamine--peptide N-acetylglucosaminyltransferase SEC. The transcript is spliced from 4 exons. Gene Ontology annotation, biological process: protein O-linked glycosylation. Lineage: Eukaryota; Fungi; Ascomycota; Sordariomycetes; Glomerellales; Glomerellaceae. Gene Ontology annotation, molecular function: protein binding; glycosyltransferase activity. The record is from RefSeq and is a predicted model, not a curated record. Bases 1 to 3165 code for a protein of 1054 amino acids.
AUGGAAUGGUUUGAUCGGAUCAUUUCCCUGGACUCCGACCACGUGGAAGCGAUCUCGAACUUGGCGGCCACACUCUAUUGUCUGAAUCGACAGGAGGAGGCUGAGGAAUACUGGCUGAAGGCUAUCAAAGCUAGACCGCAGUAUUUGGAGGCAGUUGAGCAUCUGGUCGGCCUUCUCUACAAGAAGAAGAGCCUUGACGCCGUCGAAGUCAUCAGUUUCGUCCAGAAGGCUCUACAGCUUCCAACAAGCCAGUCCGAGUCUGUCGGGUCCGCUGCCGCUACGUCACUUGCAGCUGUCUUAGAUGAGAAUCUCCCGCAGCCCGGCUUUGGCUCAAGCGGAUACGCGAUUCCAGGGAGUGAGAACGGUCGUAUUCUCGCCCUUGUCCACGCCAAGGGGACAAUGUUGUAUAGCAUGAAGGACAUUCCGGGGGCAUCCAAAGCCUUCGAAGAAGCAGUCCUAAUCAGCACGGGAAGGCGCACAUCCUCAAUUCAGACACUUGUGCGGCAAAUCCAGCAGGUACUUUCUCCCGGUAGUGGACUACGGAAUGUAUCUGGAACGGCGACCCCUGUACGACCAUUGCUGCUACCUCCUGAAAAGGCGAGAUGUACUGCAAAAUUGGUAUUCUCUGGAAACGGCGAACUUCCGGGGCUUCGAUUUGUGCCAGACGGUGGUCCGAAAAGGGCAGCCGUCCAAACCACAAGCAACUCGCUCCUCUCCCUCGCCAAGAUCUUUCAGGAUGCCAUGUCAUCCGGCACUUCGUCUAAUGGACUAAUGCGGAAACCUACUGGUGUUGGUGACAUUCUAGCGCUCUACUAUCUAUCCUUAUCUCUCCAAGAGAGCCCCUCGACGGCCAACAACGUCGGAAUCCUUCUUGCGAGCGUUCAGCAGCCUGCCGCAGCCAUGUCACCUGGAACUCUAUCGACGCAACCCAACAUUCCCGGCAUCCCCCCUGGCAGUGGACUAGCCCUGGCUCUCGCUUACUACAACUACGGCCUGCUACUGGAUCCGAAACAUGUCCAUCUGCAUACGAAUCUCGGAAGCCUUCUGAAGGACAUUGGCCAGCUUGAUCUGGCUAUUCAGAUGUACGAGCAAGCUGUUCAGUGUGAUGGCAACUUCGAUAUCGCCUUGACGAACCUCGCAAACGCCGUGAAGGACCGCGGACGCGUCAACGACGCUAUUACAUACUAUAAGCGAGCUGUUAACUCCAAUCCCGAGUUUGCUGAAGCUGUGUGUGGGCUCUCCACCGCCCUCAAUUCAGUUUGUGACUGGAGAGGCCGAGGGGGCGCGCUCGUUCAAGGAGGCGACUUCGACCGCUGGCACGUCGACGAUGACGGCAUGUUGGUGGACGCACGCCUACAAGGUCGAUUUACUGGUCUUACCAAGAAGGUCAUCGACAUUGUGGCCCGUCAGCUCGAGGACGCAUCGACGUGGGGUUCAGGGGCGCUAUGCGAAAGCGAUAUACUUCCUCUCGCUGUACAGCUUCAAUCGAUCGACCCCGACUUGAAGGAUACCUCACCUGAUUUGGCGGGAAAACUUCGAACAUGGACAAAAAGCCCAUGGGAAGGAUCUCGGGUGUUGAGGCUGGUGGAGCGAGCCACGCGGGCUUCCAUGCGACGAUGGUACUGUGACAAAUACGUUCGAGGUGUAGUCAACGGUUCCAAGUAUGAGCGACCGCGCUUGCCAGCCAACUUGACCGUGCCCUCGGCUCCUACUGUCCUACCUUUCCAUACCUUUACGUGCCCCUUGACAGCGAAAGACAUUCGCAUGAUAUCACAGCGCAAUGCCUUCAGGAUCUCAUGCUCAACACUACGAUCACCAUGGCUGCCAAACACCGUGUACCCGCCACCUCGACCUCCUUCGCCGCAUCUUAAUGUUGGUUACGUGUCGUCGGACUUCAACAACCAUCCUCUGGCGCACUUAAUGCAGUCUGUCUUCGGCUUCCAUGACAGGAACCGGGUAAAGGCAUUUUGCUAUGCUACCACAGCAAGUGACAAAUCAGUGCAUCGUUUACAGAUCGAACGAGAAGCGCCAGUCUUCAGGGACGCGAGCAAUUGGUCUUCAGACAGGCUCGUGGAGCAAAUAGUCCGAGAUGAGAUUCACAUCCUUGUGAAUCUUAAUGGAUACACGAGGGGCGCUCGGAAUGAGAUAUUCGCUGCAAGACCAGCCCCAAUUCAAAUGUCUUUCAUGGGCUUCGCUGGUACACUGGGCGCUGAGUGGUGCGAUUAUCUCCUCGCAGACACCACUGCAAUUCCCCUGGACACGUUACGCCCCUGGCGUGGAAACUUGACCAUCCAUGACGUGUUCAGAGACAACACAGAAGAAGAAGUAGGUGACUGGGUUUACUCAGAGAACAUUAUCUUCUGUAGAGAUACUUUCUUUUGCUGCGACCAUGCGCAGUCGAGUGAUCCAGACGAGCACAAGGUCUCAUGGGAGGAUGAGCAACGCCGGAGAUGGAAGAUGCGCAAAGAGUUGUUCCCAAAUUUGCCCGACGAUGCAAUCAUUUUAGGGAAUUUCAACCAGCUGUAUAAGAUUGAUCCUACUACCUUUCGGACGUGGCUGCGGAUCCUUUCCCAGGUGCCCAAAGCGAUUCUUUGGUUGCUUCGGUUUCCUGAACUAGGCGAGACCAACCUACGGAGAACAGCAAAAGCUUGGGCCGGCGAUGAGGUCGCCAGCCGCAUCAUCUUUACAGACGUGGCGCCCAAGAAUCAACAUAUUUCGCGGGCCCGUGUUUGUGAUUUGUUUCUCGACACGCCGGAAUGUAAUGCUCACACGACGGCAGCGGACGUUUUAUGGUCCAGCUCUCCACUCCUGACCCUCCCUCGGUAUCCCUACAAGAUGUGUUCUCGGAUGGCCGCCUCUAUUCUGAAGGGUGCUUUGCCGAGAAGUCCUUCGGGACUGGAGGCAGCGAACGACCUCAUUGCCAGCAGUGAGGAAGAAUACGAGGCGUUCGCAAUCAAACUAGCCAACGGCCUCUCGUAUCAGGUUGUCCCUGGAGGUUAUGGCGAGGGAAGCGGUCGACUAGCAACAUUACGCAAGCUGCUGUGGGACAGCAAAUGGACUUGCGCCCUUUUCAACACCAGGCGAUGGGUAGCCGACCUGGAGCGCGCUUACGAUGAAGCGUGGAGACGCUGGGUUGCUGGUGAAGCCGGUGAUAUUUACCUGUAG